CCGCCCACCACGGAGAGGACACCGGCCCCCCCCCUGGGCCCGCCGUGCCCCUUCGAGAGGGUGGCCUGGACCCCGAGACCCCCUCAGGGCCCCCCACAGGAUUGCUUCGCCUGCAUCGCCAAGCCCCCGGCUCUCCGGCAAGCUUCGCCUGUCCUGUCUCCUUCUUCCGCCGUUUAUCUCAUGGAGAGCAAGAGCUGCAAAGGGGACAGCCUGCGGCCAGCGGUCCCAUGCAAGCACUCGAUGGAGAAGAAGACGAUGACCAACCCCACCACCGUCAUUGAAAUCUACCCUGACACCACCGAGGUGAACGACUACUAUCUCUGGUCCAUCUUCAACUUCGUAUACCUCAACUUCUGCUGCCUCGGCUUCAUUGCCUUGGCUUAUUCAUUGAAAGUCCGGGAUAAGAAACUCCUCAAUGACUUAAAUGGAGCAGUCGAAGAUGCCAAGACAGCCCGGCUUUUUAACAUCACCAGCUCAGCCCUUGCCACCUUCUGCAUCAUCCUUAUCUUCAUCUUCCUGCGAUACCCCCUCACUGACUACUAGAGUGAGGCCAACAGCAGCAGCCGCCGCCAAAAUGCCUCUAUGCCAGAAGUGUCUGCAGUUGUUUCUUGUAGCAAGGACGCAAAAAAAAAACCACACCACCAAACCCACUCCACCUUGAUUGCAAAAAAAAGCAAAAGCAAAUUAAAUACAUAAAUAAUAAUUGAGUUGUUCAGCCCAGCUGAGCAUACCCUUCCUGCCCCCAAACAGUUUGUGAACUGCUGUAGGAAAGGGUCUCACACUUACACAUGUACAGGGAGAAAAAUAGACCAAGAAAUAUUUAUUUUACGGCCAACAAGCCAUGUGACAAGAGCAUGCAAAGCCGAGAGCGACGCUCACCUGGUGGCAGAAAGCUGAGCUCUGGGGAGCAGCGGGGUCCUGCCGAGCG
Egretta garzetta (little egret) is the source of this 928-nucleotide messenger RNA. It is a transcript of the gene IFITM10, whose product is annotated as interferon induced transmembrane protein 10. The record is from RefSeq and is a predicted model, not a curated record. NCBI's taxonomy places the organism in Eukaryota, Metazoa, Chordata, Aves, Pelecaniformes, Ardeidae. The annotation marks the transcript as partial. Gene Ontology annotation, cellular component: plasma membrane. The transcript has 2 exons.